GCUUAAAUAGUGAAUUUUCUCUUUGUGCUCACUGCACUUUUCGUCUAUCCAUGACUACUCUGGUUUGCCUGCGCUUAGUUGUUGGACAUUCAAUCAUUAUCAGCUGAAAUGUGAGCUGCGAACAAAAAGUACUCAUGGGUACAUUCAAUGACACUGCUUGUUGAAUCAACGUGCUGAGGAGAUUCCAUCCAGCCUCUCUCUGGCUAUCAAGUACAAAAUAUCUUUCUCCUGUACUCUCUGUUUUCUUUCCACUACUGAUUAUCUGCUUUCUCCCGUCUUCCACUGCUGCUUCCAUUGUGUUUAUUUUGCCUCUCCUUAUGCCAUCGCUACAUGUAGUUCUGAAACUUGGACAUCGCCCCGCGACUCUACAGGUCUUACGAGCAAUGCGAAAUUCGUCUGAUUCUCCAGAUCAUCCUGUUCCUGGAGGGCGUCUAGGAGAUUUGUGGACUAUAGAACAGGACCAAAGUUUGCUAAAACUCCGCGAGGAGCAUGAUUAUAUGAACUUAGAGGAUUUUCAAAAGGUCGGCGCUCAUUGCCAGAAAAUACGAGUUGCUGUUGACACCGCCUAAACUAUGCCAAAUCGUUAGGCAUUCUUCCCUGACCGUUCUCGUUACGCGGUAUCCAAGCGGUUGUCAGUGCUGAAGCGAGCAGGACAACAGGUGAUUGAUUCUGGACAACAAUAUGCAUGCAGCGCGCUAAUGACAUGGGCAGAAGGCUUCUCUUGGCAAUUCACCGUUGGCUGGUGGAUCGAACAGCCCUCGCCGUCAACCAAGUACCAUCGAAUACAUAUACUCUGGCGAUGAGUCCCAAGCCAUGUCUCUCGAUAGUCGAUUAGAGGCUGAGGAAGUUGGCGGAGAGUGUACAUCAGAGCAAAGAACUUCUUCCCAGACGGACGACGUUUCUAAUCCAGUCUUGAGUAAUACACUCAAAAGGAAACCUUCAGUUGACAAUGGCGCAUCUCGCCCAAGUCCUUCAAAACUCUCCAGGGUUCCAACGGUGCCCAUCUUCGCGUCGACGGAGCUAUGCAGCACAGCGUUUCCAUACCUGAAUACGCCAACGACAAGCAAUGCUAAUACAGUUGUGGAUGUCACUGAUAAUCCUAACAAUCAUAAUCAUAGGAAUAAUACCCAAGUAUCCAUCUUCAAUUCCAGAUCCACCUGGAUGGACCUCAGAGAUGAAGACAUACUACAUAUGUACCACCAAGCCAAGAAGUGUACAGAGGAAACGAGGCGCGCAGAAGCGCUAGAAUUAAAACUAUCGAGUUCAAACGACAUUCUAACCCGUUGUCGCGAUGAGAACAGGGCACUCCUGGACCUACAAAAGCAGCAUGAUGAUGAACUUGAGGAAACCAUGGGAAACCUUCUCAAGGAACGGAAAGCGGAACAAAAGCAGCUGAAAGCGGAUAAUGAAGCCAAGCUGAAGCUGUUGGAGCAGAUGGAUCAGCUCAAGACAGAAUUCAACAAGAUUAAAGUUGGCGCUUCAAAAGUCAUACACCCUGGCAUGUGGAAGUCUGGUGGGAUGGAUGCCGCAGCUGCUCAAGUGAUAAAACUUGCAGCGCAAAUUGAGGAGACGCUAAAGGUCAUAGUAUCUUCAGAAACCAGAUCGCCAUCGCAAGUUCCUUCAGGAGAUCACAUGUUUCUAGGUACUCCGUACUUAGAACCUAGGCCUUUUCUAGAGGGAAAUGGAAUGAGCGGGUAAAAUAAAUAUUGAGUACAAAGAGCUUGUGAGUUGAAUGUGGGAUGGUUGGUUGCAAAAUGUCUCUUUUCUGCUUCUUUUAUCUUAUUUUUCUAUUUUUAAUUUGCAGUUAUUUUCCCUUAAUUUUUGAUUACUUGUUAAAUAAAAGCAAUAGAAUCUCACUCAGUGAGUAAAUAUUAAAAUUUCUGUAUAAAGUAAUAGAGGGGGAAAAGUUUCUGAUUGUAAACUGAGGAAUCAAGAAUCUGCUGUCACAGAAAUUG
Molecule: messenger RNA, 1955 nt
Organism: Blastomyces dermatitidis ER-3
Lineage: Eukaryota; Fungi; Ascomycota; Eurotiomycetes; Onygenales; Ajellomycetaceae
Exons: 2
Coding region: 814-1698 (294 amino acids)
Source: RefSeq, a predicted model, not a curated record